GAGCAUCUCUGAAUUACUGGAGAACACGAAAAUGUAUCAGCAAGCCAUCAGAGAUUCCUCUUAAAAGUCCAGCUUCCACAGGAUUACAUGAAAGAGCUCCCCUAGGGCUAAUGGAUACACCGUUACUAGAUACAGAAGAGGAAGUGAAUUACUGUUUUUUGCCACUAGAUUUGGUGGAAAAAUAUCCUGUACUAGUUAAUGAUGACAAUUUGCUGUGGCUCCUUGAGAAUGCAGCUCUGAUUGAGUGUGACUGCAGUGAAUUCCGCUUCAUAGUUAAUUUUCUUCGCUCAGAGGAGAUUUUGUUGCCUGAUGAUUUCUCCAACAUAGAUGUUUUGGAGGAAGAAGUUGUAAUUUUGGGAAUACCUAAGCUUGCAGAUGCUGUGAAGAUCUACAGAGGCAACUGUUCUGUGUUGUCCUCUAACCUUGAAGAGUCUGCAGAGGGCUCAGGAAACAAACUGCAGGUGACUGAGGUACCUGUGCGAGCCCCACUGUAUGUCAUGGCACUUGGUCUUCUGGUCAAAUAUCCAGAUUCAGCACUGGGACAGCUCUCCGUUGGAAGUAAUUUAGACAGAAACAAGCUGUACAUCUCUGGGAAUGGAGUCCUCUUUCAGCACGUCAAGAACUGGUUGGGAACUUGCAGACUCCCUCUUACUGAAAAUAAAUCUGAAAUCCAAGAACUCUGUGCUUAUUUGGACAAAAGGGACGUUACGUAUGAGCCGAUGAAAGACGCUUUAAAAUGCUUUCUGAAACAACAGGUGUCAGCAGAGAGCAGAGAUUACA
This is a messenger RNA of Struthio camelus australis, 780 nucleotides long. NCBI's taxonomy places the organism in Eukaryota, Metazoa, Chordata, Aves, Struthioniformes, Struthionidae. The record is from RefSeq and is a predicted model, not a curated record.